AGUGGUAAACUCUUCCUUCUUCUGUGUUUCGUCGAGCACAUGCCGUGGAUCGGCUUUAAUAUACUUCUUCUCGCAUUUUUUUUUUUCUUCUGCUUCUAGCUGUGUUCUGGAUAUGAAGCAUGAUCCUAUCGAGCUGUUAUAGUCGUAAUUAAUUCACAAUUUAGUGUUUUGUUUGAUCAUAAAUUUAGGUUUAGCAAGACAAUUGGGCAUUCUGGAUGUCAAUUGCUCGUUUGCAAACCUCUUCAAGCAGUGAUCUUUAAUAGGAUUAUCUAUUAAAUCUUUCAAUCGGAGAGAGAGAGGGAGCGCGUGGGAGGGAAGGGAAGGGUGUCAAGGAAGAUGGCGGCAUACCAAAAACCUAAAGCUAUUUUUAUGGCGUUUGGAACCAAGGGCGAUGUCUUCCCCAUCGCGGCGAUUGCUUCUGCCUUUGCUUGUGACCAAAAGCAGUAUCAAGUUGUGUUGAUUACUCAUCGCGCGCAUCAGAGUUUAAUGGUGCAUUUAGCAGAGAAGAAUGUCAAUUAUAUUCCAGUGAACUCUCCUCCUGUUCUUUCGGUUCAUCAGUUUGUUAAUAUGCCAGAUUCAGAGCAGGUAUCCUUUCCAAUUCACAAAAAGAAAAUUCAGGCAGCACACAGGGAAGAAUGUCUAUCUGUCAUUGAAAGUGUCCUUGGAGAUUAUCCAAACAUGAAAAGUGAUUUUAUCGUGAUAAAUUUCUUUGCCUUGGAAGGUUGGCAUCUUUCUGAAACUUUUCAAAUUCGAUGUGUCAUUGCUUCUCCCUAUGUUGUUCCAUAUAGUGCUCCUUCAGCAUUUGUACGCCAGUUCAAACAAGAACUACCACUUCUGUAUAAAUAUUUUCAAGAAGCUCCUCCCAACACGGUUAGUUGGAACGAUGUAGCCCACUGGAUGUGGCCACUUUUCACAAAUGAUUGGGGGUCAUGGAGAAGUGAACAAUUGAAACUGAGCCCCAUUCCUUUCAUUGAUGCAGUAACGAGCCUUCCAAUGUGGCAUAUGCGAGCAGAAUCACCAUUAUUAAUCUAUGGAUUUAGCAAGGAAAUUGUCGAAUGUCCAGAUUACUGGCCACCGAAUACUCAUGCCUGUGGAUUCUGGUUUCUUCCUUUGGAGUGGCAAUUUUCAUGCAACGGAUGCAGGGAAAUAGUGUCACCAAAUCCGAGUAGCUCUAUGACUAGAAAGAAUGAAUUGUGUGCCACUCAUGCUGAUAUGCAGCAGUUCCUUACACAAAGAUCUUAUUCGUGUUUACCAAUAUUUAUAGGACUAAGUUCCAUUGGAAGCAUGGGCUUUCUUAAAAAUCCACAUGCAUUCCUAAGGGUGCUCGAAGCCGUUAUAGAGGCCACAGAAUACCAUUUCAUCCUUCUCACUGCUGGAUAUGAACCAUUGGAUGCUUCUAUAAAAUCAAUUGCAGCUACAUCAACAAGCAAAGUCGACCCACAGCUCAACACAUCAGAUGGAACUCUCCUCUUCAGUGACCGGCUCUAUUGCUUUUCUGGCUCCAUACCUUAUAGCUGGCUCUUCCUUAGAUGUGCAGUUGCAAUUCAUCACGGAGGCAGUGGCUCAACUGCUGCAGCACUUCAUGCUGGAAUCCCUCAGAUAAUAUGUCCAUUCAUAUUAGAUCAGUUUUAUUGGGCAGAGAGACUCCACUGGAUAGGAGUCGCACCGGAGCCGCUUCGUAGUUGUCAUCUUCUUCCAGAAAACAUCAAUGGUACAAGCAUUAUCCAGGCUGCAGAUGACCUGGCAAGAACCAUAAAGUUGGCAUUAUCGCCCGAGAUAAAAGCACAAGCAUUGAGAGUGGCCGAUAUGAUCUCCUCAGAGGAUGGUUUGCAAGAGGCUGUAAAAAUUCUGAAAGAAAAGGUGAUAUGCCCUGAAUAGUUUUACUGAACUCACAAUGCAUCACCAUCAGCUGAGAUUGCUUUACAUGAUAGAGCUUACAUAAUUAACACUUACCCACGCUCUUGUUCCCAUCUCUGUUUAUUUAAGCCUUUUAGCCAUCUGGGAUUAUUUAAGUUAGAUCGAUUUAUUAAGCUCUAUCUGUUUAUUUUGUA
Molecule: messenger RNA, 2051 nt
Organism: Zingiber officinale
Lineage: Eukaryota; Viridiplantae; Streptophyta; Magnoliopsida; Zingiberales; Zingiberaceae
Product: sterol 3-beta-glucosyltransferase UGT80B1-like
Exons: 15
Coding region: 337-1878 (513 amino acids)
Molecular function (GO): UDP-glycosyltransferase activity
Source: RefSeq, a predicted model, not a curated record